This is a messenger RNA of Erinaceus europaeus (western European hedgehog), 1591 nucleotides long. It is a transcript of the gene BEST2, whose product is annotated as bestrophin 2. The record is from RefSeq and is a predicted model, not a curated record. The transcript is spliced from 9 exons. NCBI's taxonomy places the organism in Eukaryota, Metazoa, Chordata, Mammalia, Eulipotyphla, Erinaceidae. Gene Ontology annotation, molecular function: chloride channel activity. Bases 13 to 1482 code for a protein of 489 amino acids.
CCCCCGUGAGCGAUGACUGUCACCUACACGGCCCGCGUGGCCAACGCGCGCUUCGGCGGCUUCUCCAAGCUGCUCCUGCUCUGGCGGGGCAGCAUCUACAAGCUGCUGUGGCGGGAGCUCGCCUGCUUCCUGGGCCUCUACAUGGCUCUGAGCGCCGCCUACCGCUUCGUGCUGGUCCCCGAGCAGAAGCGCUACUUCGAGAAGCUGGUCAUCUACUGCGACCAGUACGCCAGCCUCAUCCCCGUGUCCUUCGUGCUCGGCUUCUACGUGACGCUGGUGGUGAACCGCUGGUGGAACCAAUAUCUAUGCAUGCCGCUGCCCGACUCGCUCAUGUGCGUGGUGGCGGGCACGGUGCACGGGCGCGACGAGCGGGGCCGCCUGUACCGCCGCACGCUGCUGCGCUACGCGGGGCUGUCGGCCGUGCUCAUCCUGCGCUCGGUCAGCACCGCGGUCUUCAAGCGAUUCCCCACCAUGGACCACGUGGUGGAGGCAGGCUUCAUGACCCGCGAGGAGCGCAAGAAGUUCGAGAACCUGAAUUCGUCCUACAAUAAAUACUGGGUGCCCUGCGUCUGGUUCUCCAACCUGGCGGCGCAGGCUCGACGGGAGGGGCGCAUCCGCGACAAUAGCGCCCUCAAACUGCUGUUGGAGGAGCUGACAGUGUUUCGUGGUAAAUGUGGGAUGCUGUUUCACUACGACUGGAUCAGUGUACCCCUCGUCUAUACCCAGGUGGUGACCAUUGCAGUGUACAGCUACUUCCUGGCCUGCCUGGUGGGCCGCCAGUUCCUGGACCCGGCGCAGGGCUACGCCGGCCACGACCUGGACCUGUGUGUGCCCAUCUUCACGCUGCUGCAGUUCUUCUUCUACGCCGGCUGGCUCAAGGUCGCCGAGCAACUCAUCAACCCCUUUGGAGAGGACGACGAUGACUUUGAGACCAAUUUUCUCAUAGACCGGAACUUCCAGGUGUCCAUGCUGGCGGUAGACGAGAUGUACGAUGACCUGGCCUUGCUGGAGAAAGAUCUGUACUGGGACUCGGCUGAGGCCCGGGCGCCUUACACGGCGGCCACGGCUUUCCUGCUGCAGCAGCCGUCCUUCCAGGGCUCCACCUUCGACAUCACGCUGGCCAAGGAGGACAUGCAGUUCCAGCGGCUGGACGGCGGGGACGUGCGUCUGGGCGAGGCCCCCGGGGAUUUCCUGCAGCGCCUCCUGCCGGCGGCCCACGGCGGGGCGGCCGGGAUGCUGGGCCGGCGCCUGUCGCUGCUGCGCACGCGCAAGAACAGCUGCGUGUCGGAGGCCUCUAGCUGCGCAUGCGCGCCCGACGGGGCGGCCCCGGACUUCGCGGACCAGCUGCCGGAUUUCCCGGAGCCCGAGCUGCCUCCCGCCCCCGAUCCUUUCGGCACCCCGGCGCCCCUACCCGCUCCCCGGGGGCCCGCACCGCCCUGGCUACCCAGCCCCAUCGGGGAGGAGGAGGAGGCUCUCAGCUGAGCCGCUCUGACCUGGCAUCUCCGACGGCAGGAACCACCUCCUAUCCUGGAGGCAGGAGGAGGAAGGGGGUGCCCUGGGUCUGGCAGGAACUACCGGUGCUGAGUGAAAC